This is a messenger RNA of Portunus trituberculatus (swimming crab), 457 nucleotides long. Its product is annotated as histone H4-like. Bases 16 to 408 code for a protein of 130 amino acids. Lineage: Eukaryota; Metazoa; Arthropoda; Malacostraca; Decapoda; Portunidae. The record is from RefSeq and is a predicted model, not a curated record. Gene Ontology annotation, molecular function: protein heterodimerization activity; structural constituent of chromatin; DNA binding. Gene Ontology annotation, cellular component: nucleosome. Gene Ontology annotation, biological process: nucleosome assembly. The transcript has a single exon.
UACCGCGAGGCAAAAAUGCGAGUCACACUCGUGAGCGAGACAUCGUAUCACUACUACUACUACUACUACUCGCAGCAGCGCCUCAUCAUCUGUCACCAUGACUGGCCGCGGCAAGGAGGCAAGGGACUUGGAAAGGGAGGAGCCAAGCGUCACCGUAAGGUUUUGCGUGACAACAUCCAGGGCAUCACCAAGCCCGCUAUCCGUCGGUUGGCUCGCCGAGGCGGCGUCAAGCGCAUCUCCGGUCUCAUCUACGAGGAGACUCGUGGGGUGCUAAAGGUGUUCCUCGAGAACGUCAUCAGGGAUGCCGUCACCUACACCGAGCACGCCAAGCGCAAGACCGUCACUGCCAUGGACGUCGUCUACGCCCUCAAGCGUCAGGGACGUACCCUCUACGGAUUUGGCGGUUAAAUCUGGUGUCUGGAAUUUGGUGUCAACAACAGCAACUGCAAAAGCACCA